This is a messenger RNA of Lycium ferocissimum, 1713 nucleotides long. RefSeq names its product serine carboxypeptidase-like 17. The transcript is spliced from 14 exons. Gene Ontology annotation, biological process: secondary metabolic process; proteolysis. The record is from RefSeq and is a predicted model, not a curated record. Bases 64 to 1482 code for a protein of 472 amino acids. Gene Ontology annotation, molecular function: serine-type carboxypeptidase activity; acyltransferase activity, transferring groups other than amino-acyl groups. Lineage: Eukaryota; Viridiplantae; Streptophyta; Magnoliopsida; Solanales; Solanaceae.
AAUUCAAGAGGUAAAUCCAUUAGAAUCAAUAAAAGCCUCCCUCAAUCCAUUUGUUGAAAAAUCAUGUGUAAUUUUCGCUUGACACUAUUGUUUCAUCUUCUUCUUACUUUGUUUCUACAUGUACAAAGUCUUUCUCAGUAUGGCUCAACUGUUGAGUUUCUUCCUGGUUUUGAUGGUCCUCUUCCUUUUUAUCUUGAGACCGGAUAUAUUGGAGUUGGAAAAUCCGAGGAAGUGCAACUAUUCUAUUACUUCGUUAAAUCAGAAUCCGACCCGAGAAAAGAUCCGCUCUUGUUAUGGCUAACAGGAGGGCCUGGUUGCUCAUCCUUUACGGGGUUGGCGUAUGAAGUAGGCCCAUUGGCUUUUGGUCAAAAGGCAUACAAUGGAAGCCUACCGAUUCUUGUUUCAAGUCCAUAUUCAUGGACAAAGUUUGCAAGCGUAUUGUUCCUGGAACAGCCUGUAAAUACUGGGUUUUCAUAUGCAACAACUUCAGAGGCGUAUAUGUGUACUGAUCUACAAGCGUGCGACCAGGUCUAUGAAUUUCUACGGAAGUGGUUCAUUAAUCAUCCGGAAUUCAUUUCGAACCCUUUCUAUGUUUCUGGGGAUUCAUAUUCAGGCAUUACAGUUCCAGUUAUUGUUCAACUAAUAUCAGAUGGAAAUGAAGCAGGCAAAGAGCCAUUAAUCAACCUUAAGGGCUAUUCACUUGGAAAUCCAAAAACAUUUCCUGAAGAAAGCAAUUACCAAAUUCCUUACUGUCAUGGUAUGGGGCUAAUAUCUGAUGAACUUUUUGAGUCACUGAAAGAGACUUGCAAAGGCGAAUACCGAAACAUAGAUCCUACCAAUACACUAUGUUCACAAAACUUAAAGAUUUUCAAGAAGCUUGUGAGUGGUAUAAAUGAUCAGCAAAUACUAGAGCCUUUCUGCGGAACAGACUCUGAAGUACACAAACCGCGUCAAUUGACUGCUGGUGAAAGAAGAUCUCUUGAAGAAGAUUUGAUCUUUCUAAAACAUGAUGACUUCAUCUGUCACGAAAGUCAUGUCGCCACACGCAAGCUCUCCAAUUAUUGGGCAAAUGACCUGAGAGUUCAAGAGGCUCUCCAUGUUAGAAAGGGAACUAUAAGAAGACCAUGGGCGAGAUGUAGGCAAAGUAUCGGAGGUACAACUUACACAAUAACUUUCAUGAAUAGUAUACCUUACCAUGUAAACCUUAGUUCGAAAGGUUAUCGAUCACUUAUAUACAGUGGCGAUCAUGACAUGGUUGUUCCUUUCCAAUCGACACAAACAUGGAUAAAAUAUCUAAAUUAUUCUAUUAUUGAUGAUUGGCGUCCAUGGACUAUUGACGGACAAGUUGCAGGUUACACGAGGUCUUUCUCUAAUCAUAUGACAUUUGCAACAGUAAAGGGAGCAGGACACACAGCUCCCGAGUACAAACGUGAAGAGAGCUUUCAUAUGUUUAAAAGAUGGAUAGCUCAACAACCUUUGUAAAUUUCUUAGUUAAUUAGUUUAAUAUUUAUUUCUCUGAAUUACCAUGAAAAUAUUACCUUUCUAGACGUAGAAGGUCGCACAAAACUAGGAAAAGUUGUUGAAUUGUCUCUUCACACGCAUAAUCAAUUGUUUAGCUACUCAUGUAAAGCAGAAUAAUAUCUCAAACAAUAGUGUAAUUGAAGCAUCGUAAAAGUGAUAAUAUGUUUAUAAUGGUUACUUCAUGUAGUUAAA